GAGGAGGUGUCCGUCUCUUUCACGGAGGCAGAGUGGGCCCUGCUGGAUCCGAGACAAAGAGCUCUGUACAGGGAAGUCAUGCUGGAGAACUAUAGGAAUGUGGACUCUCUGGCAAAGGAUGAUCAGAAGAAUGAGGAGGGUGAGGAACUACAGCUGCGUUUGCCAGAUGAAGUUAUUAAUAAAGACUCGAAAGGAAAUGUAAGGAAUCGAGGCAGACCCAAGAGAAAGAAGGACAGCCAUUUUGUUGAGAAGAGAUAUGGAAGAAAGCGUAAUGAACAUUUUCCCAAGCACAAUAGAAUGGAGAUGAGUCAGUCCAUUAAGUAUGGAAAGGACAUCAGAUAUAGAUCACAGCUUCUAGUGAACCAAAGAAGAGAAAAACAAGAUAAAUCUUUUGAAAGCUCGGAGUGUGGAAAGAAAUUCAAUCAGAAUGGCAAGCUUCAGCAGUGUCAAAGAACUCACAAAGAGGAUAAACUGUUUGAAUGCACAGUAGGUGGAAAGAAAUUCGGGUUCAAUGGCAAUCUUCAGCAGCAUCAAAGAACCCACACAGGAGAGAAACCUUUUGAAUCCACAGAGUGUGGAAAGAGGUUCAGUCGGCGUGAACAUCUUCAAGAACAUCAAAGAACUCAUACAGGGGAGAAACAUUUUAAAUGCACAGAUUGUGGAAAGAGAUUCAGUCAGAGUAGCACUCUUCACCAACAUCAGAGAACCCACACAGGGGAGAAACCUUUUGCAUGUUCAACAUGUGGAAAGACAUUCAGUCAGAGUGGCAACCUUCAACUGCAUCAGAGAACCCACACAGGGGAGAAACCUUUUGAAUGCACAGAGUGUGGAAAGAGAUUCAGUCAGAGUGGCCAUCUUCAAAAGCAUCAGAGAACCCACACAGGGGAAAAAACUUUUGAAUGCACAGAGUGUGGAAAGAAAUUCAGUCGUAGCAGCAAUCUUCAAAAGCAUCAGAGAACCCACACAGGAGAGAAACCUUUCGAAUGCUCAGAGUGUGGAAAGAGAUUCAGUCACAGUGGCACUCUUCAAAAGCAUCAGAGGACCCACACAGGAGAGAAACCUUUUGCAUGCUCAGCGUGUGGAAAAAGAUUCAGUCACAGCAGCACUCUUCAAAAGCAUCAGAGAACCCACACAGGAGAGAAACCUUUUGCAUGCUCAGAAUGUGGAAAGAGAUUCAGUCAGAGUAGCCAUCUUCAAAGGCAUCAGAGAACCCACACAGGAGAGAAACCUUUUGAAUGCACAGAGUGUGGGAAGAGAUUCCGUGACAGUGGCACUCUUCAAAAACAUCGGAGAACCCACACAGGGGAGAAACCUUUUGAAUGCACAGAGUGUGGAAAGAGAUUCAUUCAGAGUGACAAUCUUCAACAGCAUCAGAGAACCCACACAGGAGAGAAACUUUUUGAAUGCUCAGAAUGUGGAAAGAGAUUCAGUCACAGUGGCAAUCUUCAAAAGCAUCAGCGAACCCACACAGAAGAGAAACCUUUUGAAUGCUCAGUAUGUGGAAAGAUAUUCAGUUACUGUGGCAGCCUUCAGCUACAUCAGAGAACCCACACAGGAGAGAAACCUUUUGAAUGCUCAGAAUGUGGAAAGAGAUUCAGUCAGAGUGGCACUCUUCAACAGCAUCAGAGAACCCACACAGGGGAGAAACCUUUUGAAUGCUCAGAAUGUGGAAAGAGAUUCAGUCAGAGUGGCAACCUUCAACAGCAUCAGAGAACCCACACAGGGGAGAAACCUUUUGAAUGCACAGAGUGUGGAAAGAGAUUCAGUCAGAGUGCCACUUUUCAACAGCAUCAGAGAACCCACACAGGGGAGAAACCUUUUGAAUGCACAGAGUGUGGAAAGAGAUUCAGUGACAGUGGCAGUCUUCAGAAGCAUCAAAGGACCCAUACAGGAGAGAAACCUUUUGCAUGCUUAACGUGUGGAAAGAGAUUCAGUCACAGUAGCAGUCUUAAAGAGCAUCAGAGAACCCACACAGGAGAGAAACCUUUUGCAUGCUCAGAGUGCGGAAAGAGAUUCAGUGACAGUGGCAGUCUUCAAAAGCAUCAAAGGACCCAUACAGGGGAGAAACCUUUUGCAUGCUCAACGUGUGGAAAGACAUUCAGUUGGAGUGGCAGUCUUAAAAACCACCAAAGAACCCACACAGGAGAGAAACCUUUUGCAUGCUCAGCGUGUGGAAAGAGAUUCAGUCACAGCAGCACUCUUCAACAGCAUCAGAGAACCCACACAGGGGAGAAACCUUUCGAAUGCUCAGAGUGUGGAAAGAGAUUCAGUAAGAGUGACCAUCUUCAAAAGCAUCAGAGAACCCACACAGGAGAGAAACCUUUUGAAUGCACAGAGUGUGGAAAGAGAUUCAGUCAGAGUGACAGUCUUCAACAGCAUCAGAGAACCCACACAGGAGAGAAACCUUUUGAAUGCUCAGAGUGUGGAAAGAGAUUCAGUCACAGUGGCAGUCUUCAAAGGCAUCAAAGGACCCAUUCAAUAAAGAAACCUUUUGCAUGCUCAACGUGUGGAAAGAGAUUCAGUCGGAGUGGCCAUCUUCAAAAGCAUCAGAGAACCCACACAGGAGAGAAACCUUUUGAAUGCUCAACGUGUGGAAAGACAUUCAGUCAGAGUGGCACUCUUCAAAAGCAUCAAAGGACCCAUACAGGAGAGAAACCUUUUGCAUGCUCAACGUGUGGAAAGACAUUCAGUCAGAGUGGCACUCUUCAAAACCACCAAAGAACUCACACAGGGGAGAAACCUUUCGAAUGCUCAGAGUGUGGAAAGAGAUUCAGUAAGAGUGACCAUCUUCAAAAGCAUCAGAGAACCCACACAGGAGAGAAACCUUUUGAAUGCACAGAGUGUGGAAAGAGAUUCAGUCAGAGUGACAGUCUUCAACAGCAUCAGAGAACCCACACAGGAGAGAAACCUUUUGAAUGCUCAGUAUGUGGAAAGAGAUUCAGUCUGAGUGGCAACCUUCAACUGCAUCAGGGGACCCACACAGGGGAGAAACCUUUUGAGUCCUUAGAGUGUGCAAAGGGAUGA
Heteronotia binoei (common prickly gecko) is the source of this 3024-nucleotide messenger RNA. Its product is annotated as zinc finger protein 420-like. The transcript has 3 exons. The annotation marks the transcript as partial. Lineage: Eukaryota; Metazoa; Chordata; Lepidosauria; Squamata; Gekkonidae. Gene Ontology annotation, molecular function: RNA polymerase II cis-regulatory region sequence-specific DNA binding; DNA-binding transcription factor activity, RNA polymerase II-specific. The record is from RefSeq and is a predicted model, not a curated record. Gene Ontology annotation, biological process: regulation of transcription by RNA polymerase II.